Molecule: messenger RNA, 1233 nt
Organism: Microsporum canis CBS 113480
Lineage: Eukaryota; Fungi; Ascomycota; Eurotiomycetes; Onygenales; Arthrodermataceae
Exons: 8
Coding region: 1-1233 (410 amino acids)
Source: RefSeq, a predicted model, not a curated record
AUGUAUGUAAAGGGAUUAACUCAUUUAACCUCGUGGGGCGGUAACCAGGGAAUACGCCUAGGCUACCAAGCCAAUUCAGUCGAGAUAUCUAUCAUGCAAAGUGUCAAGCUGAUUAUGCAACACGCUGUACCCCCAAAACUUAUCUUCAAACUCCUGUUCUCCUCAUUUAUGAUGGCUGCCAUUUCUGGUCGAAGCACAUUAAAUCCACUCUUGCUUCCUGAGAUUGUUGGGUUGGUUGUUGAAAAUGUUCCCAUGGUACCAGAUCUUUUAAGUUGUGCCUGUGUGAACAGCAUUUGGAAUGUAGCAGCUUUGAAAAGGCUCUACACGGGCUCCCUGAAUGACAUGCAGUUCUGCACACCUGACAUUGGGUCACUUAAUUUUCUCUUUGUGGCAUCACGGGAGCGCUUCGCCCGAAACAUGAGCUUCGUGAAGCAUCUUCUCCUUUCUCCAGAGGCACCCGCUAUUGAUGGAGCCGCAUAUCCAGAACAUAGGCUUGCGUGCUUCGAGAAAUGUCGUGCGAUGCGUCAUCGCCAAUAUGCCGAGCUCCUUCUACGGCCGAAAGGAAGGGGCCUUGAAAGUCUCACAAUCCCCUUCGAGAUCGAUGGUCAAGAUUGGUCGCUCAUUUCCGACCUUCUUCUCACUCCAACUGUUGAGUUUUUGGCUAUUGAUAACUACUAUUGUGAGCUCUUGACGGCCGGCUCCAGUUAUUCCCGAGAACCGAUCACCUCCGCCGUAUCGUCUAUACGGACGAUUAUCCACGGACCACGCACGGUAUCAGGGGCCUUGGGAAGAUUUUCUCAUUUUAAUUUAGCGCAGUUCGGCCAGAAUGGACCGAAAGUAAAGAAAGCAGUCGGGAAACAAAGAAGAAAACAAGGCAGCUAUUAUGUAGAUAGGAAAAUCACAUGUGCAGUGAAUAUUAUAAAGUUUCAUAAAUAUAGGCAUCUAAUUACAUACAAUCCUUCAAAAAAGUAUACUCAUAGCUUUUCUUACAAUUCAAGACCACAAGCCCCCAAAGGAGUGGACCUGAAGGGGUUUCCAUAUAGGCACGGUCGCGUGUUACAGUUUGUUUACGGCGGACGAAAGCUACCAACAGUAAGUGGGUGCAGUUUGUUGGUAUAUGAAUCGGACUCGAUGGCACUAGGGUGGUAUAACGGCUUUCACCUCGGAGCCAUCAGACGUAAACUGGUAAACUCUGUGGAUAGUUCUAAUCCUAAGCAUUCAGGUCUGAAUUAA